Molecule: messenger RNA, 9237 nt
Organism: Gaeumannomyces tritici R3-111a-1
Lineage: Eukaryota; Fungi; Ascomycota; Sordariomycetes; Magnaporthales; Magnaporthaceae
Exons: 2
Coding region: 774-8729 (2651 amino acids)
Biological process (GO): secondary metabolite biosynthetic process; fatty acid biosynthetic process
Molecular function (GO): oxidoreductase activity; phosphopantetheine binding; zinc ion binding
Source: RefSeq, a predicted model, not a curated record
CUGCUCUAAAAAACAGGCGCACCCCAUCAUCUUUCCACACCGCCUGCGAAGAGGGGCAAGCGCGGUGGAAGGCAUCAUCAAAUUCCCGACCUUCCCAUGACUGUGCGAGGUCUGUCGGGCACUCGGCCAUUCUACGACCCUCCUCGUCUUGUUUGGCCGGCAUCGGACGCUCUUGCCCACGUCGUAGCGGGUAGCUCUAGGGAGACUGUUCCCUUGCGGCUGGAGCUGGUGGGCCAGGUCGGGGUACAUUGGGAGUACAUAUGGAAGGGCCAUGCAAGUAACACAGGUGUUUACACGGCAUGUCACGAGGCCAUCAGUGGCUACCAGGCAUCUUUACGCCGGCCACCAAAGAGCUUCCUUUGUCCAAAUGUUGCAGUACAGCAUCGCAAGGGCCUAGGGCAACCAUGCGCGGUAAGGCCCAUCCCAUCGAGGGGCCUAGCGCCAAAAGAGGAGGGGGAGAAAAAGAAAAGGACCAUUGCAAGCAAGCCACCCAGAUGGUAUCCAUAUCACAGGGGACGAGUCACGACCAAGGAGUCAAGACUAGAAUUACGCUGCAACAGUGACACUUCCCAGAAGUCCCCAAAGUCCACCAAGGAGAAUCCAUAUAUGAUUUGGUUGGAGUCGGCUCACGGCAGGCAAGUGGCCUCCUCUUCUCGACACGCGUCACGCCUUCGAUAUAAACCUCGAGACACCAGGUCCUCCACCAUACCACUUAACUCCCUUACAGUCUUUAUCCUGUACCCCCUCCAAUCCGCUCGGGAAGCUCUUUAACAAUGUCCCCUUUCCUUGAGGCCGACACGGCGGUGCAGCGCUCCGAAGACAUCGCCAUUAUCGGGCUGGGCUGCCGCUUCCCCGGUGACGCCACCACACCUUCCAGGCUAUGGGACUUGCUUGUAGAGGGCCGGUCGGCCUGGUCACCCGUUCCAGCGUCCAAAUGGAACGCGGAAGCGCACUACCACCCCAGCAGCGAUCACGGCGGGAGCACUUGGAUCAAAGGCGGCCACUUCCUGCAGGAUGGCGCGCAAAAUGGGAAGGAAUUCGACGCGCUAUUCUUCAACAUCACUCGCACAGAGGCCAUGUCGAUGGACCUGCAGCAGCGGAUCGUGAUGGAGAAUGUAUACGAGGCGCUUGAAAACGCAGGUCUAAGGCUAGAGGAUGUGCGUGGCAGCCGGACGAGCGUCUUCGCGGGCGCCUUUACGGACGACUCACGGGCCGUUAUGAACGAGGACCCGGAUGUGGUGCUCAAGUUUAAGCCGACGGGCACGAGCAACUCUAUCAUUUCGAAUCGGGUCAGCUACUUUUAUGAUUUGCGGGGUACCAGCCUGACGCUUGACACAGCCUGCUCAUCGAGCCUGGUGGCUUUUGCGCUGGCCUGCCAGGACCUGCGCGCGGGCGCCAGCGCCAUGAGCAUCGUGACAGGAGUCAACGUCAUCGAGUCGCCCGAGACCAUGUACCGCAUGUCCAAUUUGGGCUUCCUAUCCCCUGAUGGUCGGUGUUUUUCUUUUGAUGCGCGCGCCAACGGCUAUUCGCGCGGUGAAGGUGUCGGAACCGUCAUACUCAAGCCUGUUGCCGCUGCCCUGCGUGAUGGCGACACCAUCCGCGCCGUCGUGCGCGGCUCGGGCACCAACCAGGAUGGUCAGGGCACCGGAGGCAUGACGCUGCCUAACAAAGCCGCCCAAGAGGCCCUGAUUCGCGACGUCUACGCCACCUACAGCCUCGACCUCGACCAAACGGGCUUCGUCGAAGCCCAUGCCACUGGCACGCCGGCUGGGGACCCUCUUGAGGCAGGAGCUAUUGCCUCUACCUUCAAGCGCGUUGGACCCAGUGCUGCAAGCAAGCCCCCGCUUUGGAUCGGGGCAGCCAAGACGAACCAUGGCCAUCUGGAGGGUGCAUCUGGUGUUGCGGCGAUUAUCAAGACUGUACUGACGUUGGAGAAAGGCAUUAUACCGCCUAAUAUCAACUUUGAAAAAUGCAAUCCCCGGAUCCCUGUGGACAAAUGGGGCAUUAAACUGCCGCUGGAACCAACACCCUUUCUUGGCGCAGACGGGCUCAGGAGAGCCAGCAUUAACAGCUUUGGUUUCGGGGGCACCAACGCGCACGCCGUCCUGGACGAUGCCGCCAGUUAUUUCAAGCAAAGGGGCUUGGGAGGCCGCCACGCCACCGAGGCCAUAUCAGAAACAUCCGCAGCGGCGCAGUCAGCAACACCUACGUCUACCUUCCCCAGCACCCACAAAGUCUUCCUGUUCUCGGCACACGACGAGGCCGGCAUCGACCGGGUGCUCUCCACGUACGCCAAACAUCUCGAGGCCGAAGCAUGCCCCAAGGACGACGCCUACCUCUCCAGCCUUGCCUACACCCUCUCGCAGCGCCGCUCGCGGCUUGCCUGGCGCGUCGCCGUCACGGCCGACUCUCACGCUUCCCUUGUGGUUGCACUCAAGGACUCGUCGACCAAAUCGCGUGCUGUCCGCACUAACGCGGCGAGCAAGCCGGCGCUGGGCUUCAUCUUUACGGGCCAGGGCGCGCAGUGGUUUGCCAUGGGCCGAGAGUUACUACCAUACGCCGUCUUCCGGGACAGCGUGGCCGCGGCGGACGCGUAUCUGAGAACGGUUGGCUGCGACUUUAGUAUACUGGAAGAGCUGACGCAGCGCGAUGCUGAAACGAGCCGCGUUGACGAACCGCUACUGUCACAGACGCUAUGCACCGUGCUUCAGGUGGCGCUUGUGGAGCUGCUGGCGAGCUGGGGCGCGGCCCCGAAACGCGUCGUCGGCCACUCGAGCGGCGAGAUCGCGGCGGCGUACGCUGCUGGAGCGCUUGACCGCGAAAGCGCCUGGCGCGUGGCCUACAGUCGCGGCGUUGUCAGCGGCCGCCCGUCCCCCUCCAAGGGUGCAAUGCUGGCCGUUGGCUGCUCGGCCGAUAGCGUGGCGCCCCUAUUCAAGGAGGUUGACGGAAAACUUGGUACUGGUGGCGAGCUGGUCAUCGCCUGCUACAACUCUCCUCGCAGUCUGACCAUCUCUGGCAACGAGGCCAAAAUCGACGAGCUACAGGCCGCGGCCGAAAAGAGCAAGCUGUUCGCCCGCAAGCUGCGCGUUAGCAGGGCCUACCAUUCGAGCCACAUGCAACCCGUGGCUGACGAGUAUUCGAAACUGAUGGGGUUGCUGACGCGACCAGCCGAGGCACCAGCCGGUGAGAAGGUGCAGGUGUUCUCGUCGGUCACAGGCAAAGCCAUCGACGUGUUAGAAAUGGCGCAGGCGACGUACUGGACACGAAACCUAGUUUCGCCCGUCCGGUUCCAGCAGGCAGUGCAUCAGCUCUGUACAACCAAUACCGCGAAACGCCAGCUCAAGGUAGGCGGCGGCGCCGAACUACCCGUGACGCAUCUGGUCGAGGUUGGCCCUCACGGCGCACUGCAGGGCGCCGUGCGCGAGACGCUGCUUAGUGACCCCAACCUCAAGGCGCUGCGCUACUUGUCGGUCCUGACGCGCGCUAAACAUGCCGCCGUCACGGCCCUCAACGCCGUAUCAACUCUUGCCGCCGCCGGCCACCCCAUCGAGCUCGCUGCUGUCAACAGGGAAAUUCGCAGCUCGUCAGCAGUGCUGACUGACCUACCGCCCUACCCAUUCCAUCAUGGCCCCGCGCAGGAGUACUGGUCCGAAUCGCGACGGAGCAAGGCGUGGCGCUUCCGCAAGCGCGCCCGGCACGACUUAUUGGGAGCCACGGUGCCCGACUGGAAUCCCGAGGAGCCCCGCUGGCGUAACUUUCUGCGCGUGUCGGAGCUGCCCUGGCUUAAAGAUCACAUAGUGACAGGCAGCAUCGUCGUUCCUGGUGUUUCAUACCUCAUCAUGGCCAUCGAGGGCAUCCGCCAGCUGUAUGAGGCGCGCGGUGACGGCGUGCUCAUCGGCUAUAACCUACGCGAUAUUAUUAUUUCCCGCGCGCUACAGGUGCAGGAGGCCGAGGACACCGAGGUGAUGCUGUCAAUGCGCCGGCUGGCUGAGUCGGCCCAGGCCGACAGCGCCGCAUGGUGGGAGUGGAAGGUGACGUCUUUCAGCCCUCAUGACGGCAGCUGGCUGGAGCACUGCCGCGGCCAGAUCGCCGCCGAGCUGGACUCGUCGGCCCAUAUCGCCACGGGGCCCAUCGACUCCGGUCGCGAGGCUGCCGAACGCACGCAGCUCUACCGACGCCUGCUGGCCGAGUCGACGGCGCUUUGCAACCACAAGUCCGCCAACAUCGCCCGCCAGUAUGCUGACCUCGAGCGUGUCGGGCUUGUGUUUGGUCCACUAUUCCGCAACAUUACAGCCGUGCAAAUGGCAGACCCGAGCGUGACAGGCCGCGUCGGACAGGCACUGGGCACGCUCGUGGUGCCCGACAUCGCCGCCGGCAUGCCGGCACGGGCGAUUUCGAGCCAUGUUGUGUGCCCGCCCGUCUUCGACUCCAUCAUCCAUCUGUUCCUUUUCGCCUUUCAGGGCUCAUCAACGUCAGACGGCCGGCCACUGACGGAGCCCAUGGUGCCCGUGGCCAUUAAGAGUGUGUGGAUUAGCGCCGACAUAGAGGCCGAAGCCGGCGCCCAGUUGCUUGUACAUUCAGCCGCCCAGUUGGCCAGCCACAAACGCUUUGGCGCUGACAUCACCGUUUGGAGCGGCGAGGCCGUCGACCGAGACAUCCGCCUGGUGCUGCGCGGGCUCGAGGCCGUGCCGCUGCAGGAAACCCAGGCCGGUGGUGGUGGCGAGGCCCGCGAAAUUUGUUUCGAUCUCGAGUGGGCGGCCGAUGUCGACCUGCUCGAGGAAACGGGCGCCACUGAAGCAGUUUUGCGGUCGGAGGUAGUGAGUGUUGAGGCGCCGACGGCGCGGGCGGCCAACCUAGAGCGCCUCAGGAAUCUACAGCUAGCCGCCGCCAUCUAUAUCAGCGAGGCCGUCGACGAUCUCGAGCGUAACCCGCUCACCGACGAAAAGGGGCUCCCGUCACAUCAGCAGCGUUACCUGGCGUGGCUACGACACCAGGCCGAAUUUUUUCACCAGGGCCGUCUCAUCCACCAGGACGAGUCGUGGAAGACCAUUAAGGGGUCUCCGGCCGAGCGGCAGCGCUUCCUUGAAGACUUCGAGGUCAACGGUGGUCCUGAAGGUCGACUCACCGCGCGCAUGGGGCGCAACAUUGUGCCCGGGUUGCGCGGGCUCGAGGGCGCCGACGCCCUGCAUCUUAUGUUUGGACUCGACGACCUGCUCGAAGAGUAUUACCGUGUCAUCCUGGGUACAGAACAGGUUCACACGCAGCUGGGCGCGUAUCUGCGACUGCUGGGUCACAAGCGCGGCGCCGACCUGCGUGUGCUUGAGAUCGGCGCCGGCACGGGCGGCACGUCGACUGCGGUGCUUGAGGCGCUGUGCCCAGGGGGUGGCCGCGCACAUGGCGACGCACGACUGCUGCGCUAUACCUACACCGACAUCAGCGCCGGCUUCUUCGAAAAAGCCGGGAACAAGUUCGCCAAAUGGAAGGUAGGCGGCGUACUCGAGUUCCGCGUGCUUGACGUCGAAAAGGAUAUCGAGGCCCAAGGGUUCGAUGACGGCGCCUACGACAUCAUCGUCGCCGCCAACGUGCUGCACGCCACAGCAGACCUAGCCAAAACGCUAGCCAACGUACGGCGCCUCCUGUCUCCCGGCGGCAAGCUGCUGCUGCAGGAGAUCACGCAGCCCGAAUUCGUCGCCGGCCCCCUGUGCUUCGGCCAACUGCCCGGCUGGUGGCUUAGCACCGAGAACUACCGGCCCUGGGGCCCGCUGUUGAGCAAUGAGGGAUGGGUUCGCGCCCUGCGGGAGAACGGCUUCUCCGAGAACGUCUUGGCGCUGAGCGACACGCCCGAGGCCAACCUGCACGCCCAGAGUCUCAUCAUCGCCACAGUCCCCACGGCUGCACUCACCCAGUCACCGAUCGAUGAGAAAGACAAAAUUGUGCGCGUCUUUGUGGUGGCGCAGACGUUAGAACCCGCGCAGCUCCUGUUCGCCGAAGACCUAGCACAAUCCCUACGAGGCAUCGGCGGCGCCGUGCCCGACGUCUCGGUCGUGGCCUUUGCCGACAUCGCCCAGCAGGGGACACUUAAACGGACGUGCGUAAUCGUGGCGCUCGAGCUUUUCUCGCCGCUCCUGGCCUCGGCCAUGACGCCUGACGAGUUCGAGACACUGCGGCAGCUCAUCACCACGGCCGGCGGUUUCCUCUGGCUAACGGGUGAUCCAUACGAGAGCCCCGACAUGGCCUUGAUAACCGGUCUGGUGCGUACACUGCGCUGGGAGCGCGACCUCGACAGCGCCGACCUCGUCACGCUCGGCCUACGCACGCCUUCAGUGGAGCAUGUUAAGACCGUGUACAGCCACCACUUCGUCGGCCACUGUCCGCCCACGGACCGGCACGCCGAGUAUCUCGUAUCGUCGGGCGACGUGCUGCAGAUCAACCGGCUUGUGGCCGCCAAGCCUGUCAAUGGCUUCAUCGCCCAACGCACGACGGUUCUGCCUCCGCAGCCGCAGGCCCUGGGCGCUGAUCCCACCCGCAGCCUGAUGCUAAGCACCUCUGCUCCGGGGCGGCUAGACCGGCUGCACUUUGUCGAUUGGCCCGCGUACCAGGAGCCGCUGCCCGCGGGCCAGAUCGAGGUUGAGAUCAAGGCCACAGGCCUCAACUUCCGCGAUGUCAUGGUGGCCAUGGGAGAGGUUGCCGCGGCCACGUUUGGGCAUGAGGGCGCGGGGGUCGUCACCAAAGUCGGCGCGGGCGUGGCCGAUGUCCAGAUUGGCGACAGGAUGCUGGUGCUCUCAGCUUUGCACGGCACUUUCCAGACGCACACGCGCAUCCCGCGCGACAUUGCCGCCAAGAUCCCCGAUAGCAUGACUUUUGAAGACGCCGCCGGCAUCCCCGUUAUCUUCUCGACGGCCUACUACUGCCUGUGCGAUGUAGCUCGCUUACGCAAGCGCGAGACGGUGCUGAUCCAUGCCGCCGCGGGAGGUGUCGGACAGGCCGCGAUCCAGAUUGCCAAAAACAUGGGCGCCACCGUCUUUGCGACCGUCUCGUCGGCUGAAAAGAAGCAGCUGCUUAUGCAGCACUACGGUAUUCCUGAGACGCACAUCUUCAGCAGCCGCGACCUGUCUUUUGCAGCUGGCGUGAUGCGCAUGACCGACGGUAGGGGCGUGGAUGUUAUCCUCAACUCGCUUGCUGGCGAGGCGCUCCGGGCGUCUUUCAACUGCAUCGCCACGUUUGGGCGCUUCAUCGAGAUUGGCAAGCGUGACAUUUUCGCCAACGGAAAGCUCGAUAUGUUCCCCUUUAGCCGCAGCGUCACCUUUGCCGCCUGCGACCUCUACACCAUCACCAAACUGGACACGGCCACGACGGCGCGCAUCCUGGUGACUGUGCUCGACAUGUUUGCUUCCGGCAAAGUGCAUGCUGCCAUGCCCCAGACGACCUACAGUUUUGCCCAGAUCGAGGAGGCCUUCCGGCUGCUACAGCAGGGUAAGCACAUGGGCAAGGUGGUCCUGACCGCCGACGCCGCAGACGUUGUUAAGGUGGUGCCCCGCCCGCCCGUCCCCACACGGCUCCGGCCAGACCGCACCUACCUGCUGCCGGGUGGCCUCGGCGGACUGGGACGGGCUAUCGCCAAGUGGAUGGCACAGCCACAACAGGGCGCCAAGAAUAUACUGUUUCUGUCGCGGUCUGGCGGCGAUGGCGACGUCGCCAGGGAGCUACUGGGCGAGCUCGAAGGCAUGGGCGUGCGAGCACGGGCGGCCAAGUGCGAUGUUGGCGACGAGGCGGAGCUCACCACCACCCUCAACACGGCUUCCCGCGACGGGUUCCCGCGCAUAGGGGGAGUAAUACAGGGCGCCAUGCAGCUCGUUGAUUCGGCCUUUGAGUUUAUGGACCAGCGGUCCUGGGAGGCGGCCUUGGCGCCCAAGGUCCGGGGCACGUGGAACCUGCACCGGCACACUCCCCCUGACGUCGACUUCUUCGUUAUGCUAUCGUCCAUCUGCGGUCUAGUAGGUAAUAGGGGCCAGGCCAACUAUGCGGCCGGCAACACGUUCCAGGACGCGCUAGCCGCCCACCGGCGCGCGCGCGGUCUCGCGGCCUCGACGCUGGACCUGGGCAACAUCCUGGGCGUCGGUUACAUUGCAGAGAACGCGGCGACGCUCAACGCGAACCCGCUCUUCUUCUUCGCCCACGACGGCGUGCGCGAGGACGAGUUCCUGAGCUUUAUCGAGUUCCACCUCGACGCGCAGCGGGCCUCGCGCCAACCGCUGGGCGCCCAGGUCGCCGUCGGGCUGGCGACCUCGGCCGACUUCAGGUCCCGGGGCCUGCCCGAGCCGACCUUCAUGAAGACGCCCCUCUUUACGCAGCUGCGGUCCGUGGGCGGCACCGGAGGGGGAGGAGACGACGGCGGCAAGGACGGCGGCGUCUCGGUGGCGCACGCGCUCAAGUUUGCCGACGGGCCCGAGGCGGCGGCGGCGCUGGUGCAGGACGCGCUCGUGGGCCGGCUGGCGCGGACCAUGACGAUCCCGCGCGACGACAUCGACGCCGCCCGGCCGAUCCACGCGUACGGCGUCGACUCGCUGGUAGCCAUGGAGUUCCGCAACUACAUCGGCUCCGACUGCGGCUACGACAUUGCAGUGCUGGACAUCAUGGGCAACAAGAGCAUUGCGGCGCUGAGUCGGGAGAUCGCGAACGGAAGUCGGCUGUGUCGGUUUGCCAAGGGAAAUAGCGAGGGGUUGAGUUGAGCGAUAUGGAUGUAUGAGUCGAAGGGAGACAUCGCGUAUUGGUUGGCGGAGCGGCCGUGGGCAGCUUCUAGCACACAUGGAACAAAGGCAGUCACGAAACCACCUCAGUCUGGGAUGUCCUAGCAGUACCGGUGAUGGGCUCGUACUAUAUGUAUCUGAGGGCCGGCGGCGUGGUUUAGGUCCAUCGAUAGGCCCAAUAACUUCAAUGUGGACUCGCUCGUCGACGCCUCGUGCAUUGAGCUGGCGAUGCCUUUGAACCCGAUUCCUGGUUUGUCUGCGGCUAGGCUGCAUCAACUCCACGGCGUGUUGAACAAUAGCUGGUCGAAGAUUGUAUCGGCCAUCUCGUCGGCCGGGCUCUUGCACUUGUCUAUCCAUCUUAGAAUCUCCACCAAUGGCCUAUGACCAAAGCCGGAGAUUUAUCCUCGGGCUUUUUGCAGUUCCUCUUCGCGAGCCACGGUCUUGUAUGCCUAUCUAAGGGCUGGUUAGGCGACUAGUCCCUAACAAUCGC